GAUCACGGCAUCACAGAACAAUCGAAAACCGUGGUUGAAGUUCAGGACAGUGAGAAAGACACCACAAUACGAAUGCAUAGAUAUCAUACAUACCUUUGAAAGCAAGAACCGUCUAGACCUCAGAAAACAAUCAAUUCGUCCGAAUACAUCAUGAGCAUGUCUGUACCCGCUCAGAUCUUUGAAACAGGAACUACUGUAAAUACGAAGACCGAAGACAAGAGUAGAAAGCGGAGGCAACGGGGAAGAUUGGACAGUUCAAGUGAAGUAGUCAGCAAGGAUUCAAAGAUGACCAGUCAGGAUUUCCUACAUGUAAGAAGGCAUAUCGCCGUUUCUCUAAACGAAGAAUCGAAAUCGAAAUUACCAGCUUCCGCAACUUUAUCCUCUCUCGUUUUUCAAGAACAAUCGAGACCGUCGGCCGCUCUUUUCUCUUCCUUUAAACCUGUGCUGGGAGUUCCAGCUAAAAGCAAUGACAACAAUGACAGAAAUGGUAUCCCGAUGCUUAAGUUGCGCCCGAGGCAGCCUAAGAAGGGUGGACCUUUUUCCAGUUCCCAAUUCUAUUCGGAGGAAGACCAUAGCAAACUUUCUUCCGCUUUCAAGAUUCCAUCAUCAAACAUCUUUCUUCCUUUCUUAUCACACGAGAUAUCGCGAUCGCAAUUAUUGAAUUUCAAAAAAGAAGAAGCUAGGAAACGAAAGCAGUUCGAUCCUUGUCCGCUACCAUCGGAAACACAGAAUCUUGCACCUCCCGUACCUCUUUGUAAAACACUUCACACCAACGAUAGUUUACAAGUCAAGUCGAGGGAGAGCAAAAGAGUGAGAUCUAGCUCAAUAUCUUGCUCCUCCCCACCGCUUCUCGUUCCUUCCAUCGAUUUUGCUAUCUCCUCGGCAACAAGAAUCGGGGAAAUCACUCCUGCUCCCUCUAUAAACGGCACAUCAUUCACUACACCUUCGCCAACCUUGACCMACAGUCCGAUCGAAAAUUUGUCUUCUGGGAAAUGGUCACGUAUCAAUAGGAACACCAAACGUUUAGCGCUGACUGUUGCGAAACCAAAAGCCAUGCGCCCAGUAUCAGGUAUUUCCUCUUUUCUCCAUGAUCCUACUCCUGUCAUCACUAGCGAUACUACAACAUCACUGUUCCAAUCAUUUCAAAAGGAUAAUUUCGAAGCAACUGAGAUGCCAGUUCUAAAUGUCACCAGCAACAUUGCAUUUGAUAAAAACCAACCACCGUCAGCUUUGACCUCGUCAACAAAAUACUCCGCCUUCUCGUUUUCUUUGGGUGGACUCUCCCCAGCAUCAGUAUCCUCAUCCUCAUCAUCUCCAUUUUCAUCUCCAAUACGAAGAAUUAGCACGAUGAAGAUCGUCGAUAACAAUACGUUUUGACCUGACCUAAUAAUGUGCUUCCAUAAAAGUGUUCUGUACACUAUUGUAAUAUGUUGUUAAUAGAUUUUGAAUUUAAUU
Molecule: messenger RNA, 1455 nt
Organism: Pseudo-nitzschia multistriata
Lineage: Eukaryota; Bacillariophyta; Bacillariophyceae; Bacillariales; Bacillariaceae
Source: the annotation of a GenBank genome assembly